Molecule: messenger RNA, 1343 nt
Organism: Bufo bufo (common toad)
Lineage: Eukaryota; Metazoa; Chordata; Amphibia; Anura; Bufonidae
Gene: COMMD6
Product: COMM domain containing 6
Exons: 7
Coding region: 229-837 (202 amino acids)
Molecular function (GO): NF-kappaB binding
Source: RefSeq, a predicted model, not a curated record
CCAGUCCUGUAUACGCCUUUAUUUGCCAGUUAUAUGAGAUGGUGGGUCCUGGGUGAAUAACCAGUGCGGCUGUGGAGCAGACCCUCAAGACUUUCCUUACUUAUAGAGCGCGUUAUCUGUAAAUGCUAAGCUGUGGUGCCCGGUUUAAAAAUGGAGGCUGAAUAAGGAUGCAGCUGGUCACAUGAUUUACGUGUGCUCACGUGAUUUUCGCGGGGUGUGACGGGUUAUAUGGCCACUGGAGGGAUGUAUGUGCUGUCAGGAGCUGGAUUUGAGAAAUCGAGUGAGUUGAUAAAAUUGCUGCCUCCUGACUUGUUUGCUGAACUGUGCCAGCAAAGCAUUCAGCAUCUGCAAUGUCUGAACACCGGUGUAGACCAAGCACUACUUUGUCAGAGGUUUCAAGCUGCGGGAGUGGACACCAACGUGGAUGAAGUUAGAAAUGUUCUAAAUGCAGUGAACCAUCUCUUCAGUGCUGCUGCAAAGCACAGACUGUCCACAGAUGCAUUGCUGAACACUGCUGUAAGUCAUUUCAAACUUCCCAAGCAGACUCUGCAGGUUAUUCGCCAUGUGUGGAAUGAAGAGGGGAAAAAGCUGUCCGACACUGAAUGUUCCAGAGGCUUAUUACCAGCUACACAGCUUACUGAUUUUCAGUGGAAAAUUGGAAUGGCCGCCAGUUCAGACAGCUGCAGAUCCCUUAACCACCCUUAUGUCACUGUGGAAUUGAAAGUAGCAGACCAUUCUGGCCAGGUCCAAAGCAAAGUCUUUGAAAUGACGAUUCCAGAGUUUCAGAAUUUCUCCAAGCAGUUUAAAGAGAUGUCAGCAGCACUUGAGAACGUUUGACGCCACAGUCUAGUCUAGUGUGAUGAGAGAUAUGACAGUUCUGUAUAUUCUCAUUUCAUACUACUCAUACUUGGGUAACUUCGGCUUAAAGUGAUCCUGUCAUCCACUAUUACAUCCCCUGAGCAGUGUCACACGCAGGUUUUCCAGACACUGUUCAGAAGCACAGUAUAUCGUAUUUACAGCAACCCCAGGUUUGAUUGACUUCAUAUGGUUGUCGCCAUGGCACUUGGGUGUCAAAAGCAGUCACAACCGGCAGUCAUGCUGAUGCGAUCCCUUGUCCUCGUACUGUGCAGCGGUCUCCUUCACAUGAUCGAGCUACGUUAUUGCUGUAACUUCAGUAGACGCGAGUGGGAGUUACUAAAACAACAUAUCCUGUGGAAGUGUCUAAUGACAAGUCUCUUAACGCAGUCAUCACAUGGGAAACGCAGUCCAGGCAGCAUGUUAUAGAGCAGGAGAAGCUGAGCAGAUUCAUAUAUAAUUUUGUCAAAAAGAAAUAAAAAAUUUGG